Sphaeramia orbicularis (orbiculate cardinalfish) is the source of this 5483-nucleotide messenger RNA. It is a transcript of the gene ppfia2, whose product is annotated as PTPRF interacting protein alpha 2. Gene Ontology annotation, cellular component: presynaptic active zone. Lineage: Eukaryota; Metazoa; Chordata; Actinopteri; Kurtiformes; Apogonidae. The transcript is spliced from 34 exons. Gene Ontology annotation, molecular function: protein binding. Gene Ontology annotation, biological process: synapse organization. The record is from RefSeq and is a predicted model, not a curated record. The coding region runs from base 310 to 4116 and encodes 1268 amino acids.
UGUAACAUGCCAUAAUUUUUUUAACCGGUGUGUGUGUGUGUGAGUGUGUGUGUGUGUGUUGCCCCGGAAAUCAAAUGUCAUUACCCGACACGACAAAUUUAAACGCAAAUUCUUGCUCUUUUGUUUUUUGACAAUGCCAUCGGAGUGGACCAGCCGCACCUUUACGAUCGGAUCCUCGGCGUCGCUGCUUGUUUGCGCUGAAGAAGCCUCCUAGGAUUGUCCGCUUGAUGGUAUAGCUCUGAGAGACUGCAGUUGUCAUUGAUCCGCUGCCUGAGCCGCUUCUGAUUGUAAAGGAAUAAAUUAGCCAAGAUGAUGUGCGAAGUGAUGCCCACCAUCAGCGAGGACACUGCGCUGAGCCAGCGGGGCUCUCAGAGCAGUGCCUCGGAUCCAGAUUCCCACUUUGAGCAGCUGAUGGUCAACAUGUUAGAUGAGAGGGACCGACUGUUGGACACUCUGAGAGAGACCCAGGAAAGCCUGGGUCUGGCCCAGCAGCACCUUCAGGAUGUCAUCUAUGAUCGUGACUCACUCCAGCGCCAGCUCAGCUCCGCUCUGCCACAGGAGUUUGCUGCACUGACCAAGGAGCUGAAUGUCUGUAGGGAGCAGCUGCUGGAGAAGGAGGAGGAGAUCUCCGAAUUGAAAGCAGAGAGGAACAACACCAGGCUACUGCUGGAGCAUCUGGAGUGUCUGGUAUCCAGGCACGAGAGGUCGCUUCGUAUGACGGUCGUCAAGCGGCAGGCGCAGUCUCCCUCGGGAGUCUCCAGUGAGGUGGAGGUCCUCAAGGCGCUCAAAUCCCUGUUUGAACACCAUAAAGCCCUUGAUGAGAAGGUAAGAGAGAGACUACGGGUGUCACUGGAGAGGGUAUCCGCCUUGGAGGAGGAGCUCACAGCAGCCAAUCAGGAGAUUGUGGCCUUACGGGAGCAGAAUGCUCACAUUCAAAGGAAAGUGGCAUCUGGAGAAGGAGGCGAGGAUCUACUGGAGGGCAGUGAAGCUCAACAGAAAGUCCAUGGCAAGCGUCUCUCCAAUGGCUCUCUGGAGUCGGCCCAUGAGGCAAGUCAGGUGGUGGAGCUGCAGGACCUGCUGGAAAAGCAGAACUACGAACUGGCCCAGAUGAAGGAGCGCAUGUCCUCACUAUCCUCACGAGUGUCCGAGGUGGAGCAGGAGCUGGAGACAGCCCGCAAGGACCUCAUUAAGUCCGAGGAGAUGAACAACAAGUACCAGAGGGACAUCAAAGAGGCCAUGUGUCAGAAGGAGGACAUGGAGGAAAGGAUUGUCACACUGGAAAAGCGCUACCUGAGCGCCCAACGGGAGUCCACGUCUGUGCACGACAUCAACGACAAACUGGAGAACGAAUUAGCCAAUAAGGAGGCCUUCCUCAGGCAGAUGGAGGAGAAGAACCGGCAACUACAGGAGAGGCUUGAACUGGCAGAACAGAAGCUCCAACAGACCAUGAGGAAGGCUGAGACUCUGCCGGAGGUAGAGGCUGAACUGGCCCAAAGGAUAGCAGCCCUCACCAAGGCUGAAGAGCGUCACGGGAGUAUUGAGGAGAGAAUGAGGCACUUGGAAUGCCAGCUGGAGGAGAAGAACCAGGAGCUGCUACGGGCUCGACAGAGAGAAAAGAUGAACGAGGAGCACAAUAAACGUCUGUCAGACACCGUGGACAGACUUCUCACAGAAUCCAAUGAGCGUCUUCAGCUCCAUCUGAAGGAGAGAAUGGCCGCCCUGGAAGAGAAGAAUAUGUUAAUUCAAGAUUCAGAAGGUUACAGAAAACAGUACGAGGAGUCAAUCCAAGAAAAAACACAGCUGGCAGAGGAAAUUGAGAAACUGAGAUCAGAACUGGACCAAUUCAGAUUGAGGGCAGGCUCCCUCACAGAACCCACCCUCUCACGAUCUCAUCUGGACACAUCAGCUGAGCUCAGAUUCUCACUGGGAUCUCUGGCCGAAACCCAGUCGGACCACUACCGUUCCGCCAAAGUCAUCCGCCGACCGAGGAGAGGUCGAAUGGGGCUGCGUGAAACUAAGGCUAAAUCACUGGGGGAGCAUGAAUGGCGAUCGCAGCAACUCGGGGUCCUGGGAGGCCACCAUUUUGAAAGCGACACAGAAAUGUCUGAUAUUGAUGACGAUGACAGGGAAACGCUGUUUAGCUCCAUGGACCUGCUCUCACCAAGUGGUCACUCUGAUGCACAGACUCUGGCCAUGAUGUUGCAGGAGCAGCUGGACGCAAUCAACAAAGAAAUUCGGCUGAUACAAGAGGAGAAGGAGUCCACGGAGCUGAGGGCGGAGGAGAUUGAGAACCGAGUGGCCAGUGUGAGCCUCGAGGGCCUCAACCUGGCACGGAUGCACCACCAUGGAGCCUCCAUCACUGCCUCCGCCACCGCCUCCUCUUUGGCCUCCUCCUCCCCACCCAGCGGACAUUCCACCCCUAAACUUGACCCUCGAAGUCCUGCCCGUGACAUGGAACGUAUGGGGGUCAUGACACUGCCCAGUGAUCUGAGGAAACAUAGGAGAAAGAUAGCGGCGGUGGAAGAGGACGGCCGGGAGGACAAGGCCACCAUCAAGUGUGAGACAUCGCCCCCUCCAACUCCACGUACCGUCAGAAUGACACACACACUGCCAGCCUCCUCGCACAAUGAUGCACGAGGGAUCGUGGCCUCUCUGGAGGCUGAGGCCAGCGCCCUGAGUAGUGUAGCAAGUAGCCAAGACUCCCUGCACAAGCAGCCAAAGAAGAAAGGCAUCAAAUCCUCCAUCGGACGGCUGUUUGGCAAAAAGGAGAAAGGCCGACUGGCACAUCUGGCACAUAGACAGGUCAUGGUCGAUCCACAAGCAACCAUGAUGGACCCAGACAUGGUGGGCCAAGACAUGGGAGUGGGCAAGUUGGGAACUCAGGCUGAGAAGGAUCGCAGGUUGAAAAAGAACGGACACGAGCUAUUGGAGGAGGCCAGGAGAAAAGGUUUACCUUUCGCCCAAUGGGACGGCCCUACUGUUGUAGCCUGGCUGGAGCUGUGGUUGGGAAUGCCAGCCUGGUACGUGGCUGCAUGUCGUGCAAAUGUGAAGAGCGGAGCCAUCAUGUCAGCGUUAUCUGACACCGAGAUCCAGAGGGAAAUCGGGAUCAGUAACCCUCUGCACAGGCUCAAACUUCGACUGGCCAUUCAGGAAAUGGUUUCCCUCACCAGCCCAUCGGCCCCACCCACCUCCAGAACCCCGUCAGGCAAUGUGUGGGUGACCCAUGAGGAGAUGGAGACCCUGGCAGCCCCUUCCAAAACGAAGUCAGAGUCUGAAGAAGGGAGCUGGGCACAGACUCUAGCUUAUGGCGACAUGAACCAUGAGUGGAUAGGGAAUGAGUGGCUGCCCAGUCUAGGACUACCUCAGUACCGCAGCUACUUCAUGGAGUGCCUGGUGGAUGCACGCAUGCUGGACCACCUCACCAAGAAGGACCUGAGGGUGCACCUUAAAAUGGUGGACAGUUUCCACAGAACAAGUUUACAAUAUGGAAUCAUGUGUCUGAAGAAGCUCAACUACGACAGGAAAGAACUGGAAAGACGAAGAGAGCAUAGCCAGCAUGAAAUGAGAGAUGUGCUGGUGUGGAGUAAUGAGCGGGUCAUCCGUUGGGUUCAGAGCAUAGGCCUGAGGGACUACGCCAACAUCCUGCUGGAGAGCGGUGUGCAUGGAGCCCUGGUAGCCCUGGAUGACAACUUUGACUACAGCAGCCUGGCACUGCUCCUCCAGAUCCCCAACCAAAACACUCAGGCACGUCAGAUUCUGGAGCGAGAGUAUAAUAACCUGCUGGCACUGGGCACUGACAGGAGACUGGAUGAGUGUGAUGACAAAGACUUUCGAGGUCCUUCAUGGAGGAGGCAGUUUCCGCCCCGGGAUGUUCACGGCAUCAGCAUGAUGCCUGGUUCAGCGGAGACGCUCCCUGCUGGAUUCCGUCUCACCGCAACAUCUGGACACUCUCGGAGGCUGCCCCCUGAUGUGAGCUUUGAGGUGCAGCAACAAAACAAAGUCCUCUAUGAGGCGCUGGAUGACAGUCCUGACGACAUGUAUUUGGAUUGGUUUCAAGUCGGACCGUCUGCGGUGCAGCGACUGGACAGCUCCACGGUGAGAACCUACUCCUGCUGAGAUGAGGAAGAGAGGGACCUUAAACUGUACACUGUGCAGUUCUGAAUGAAGACUAUCUAGAAGAGCUGCUGGACUGGCCAACCAGCCGAGGAACAAAUGACUGAUGACACGCACUGCCAAGAAGCCCUGCUCUCCUGUCUGACCCCCUUCGGCCUCCCUCCACCCCCCAAUAUGUGGGCACCAGACGCCGGUGCUAAACUGUCCUGCAGGCUGCCCUGUUGUCACCAUUUCUACCUUUUACAUGUACAGUAUCUUGUCGAAGCAUAACGUACUGUGUAUUUCUUCUACAAAGAUGUGUAGGUUAUCUGUAAAUUAAUAUAAAUAUGCCAUUUUUUAAUAUAUACACACAUCUAUGUAUAAAAAGAUAUUCAGAGUUUGUGCAAAAAAAUGUCCCUGCCACCUCAUUUAGUGGACCAUAGAUUAAUAUAUGCUGCUCUUUAAACUGUCUACAUAUGACCCCAGCUCCCUAGAUCAUUUUGUACAUAUGGUUUUAUUUUUUCAUUGUGUUAUGAUGAUGAUGAUGAAGAAGAUGAUUAUGAUAAUAAGCCUGUGUUGCACCAGAUAGAGGAAAGACUCUGGAUGUUGUGUGAAAAUCUGCCCUCUGGUGGUGCACAAAAAAAAUGCUCUGAGCCCCACGUCUGGCACCAACAAACUUCAUUAUCCUUUCUUAUGAACUCGCUGUCAUAGAAGGAGCAUCAGAAGAAGAAUCGUCGACACGCGGGAACGACAUGACAAGCACUUUGAUACAACCGCAUCAACUCAAUGGACUCUUUAAGUAGCCAAGAACAAAACAAGAGACACCAUUGCUCUCUGAAGUUGCACAAAACUUCCUCUCAGAGAACAAAAAGCAGGACGUCAUUCGUAGUACCUGUCACUUGUUGUACUGUAUGUUUUGUCAGGCGAUACAUUAACACAAAGGACAAACACACACUCAGCCAAGCUGGCCUUCUCCCCGACCCCUCAGACACUAUGUUAACAGAACAGAGGAAAUAACUGAAAGACAGACUGCUUUAGCUCAUCGUGUGCGUAGAGUGUAUAUGACCAUGUUGAAGUGAGGUGACUUUUAAUGACAAAAACCUGUUGCUUGCUGUGACUUACAUUGGUGUAGCUGUUAAUUCUUUGUUUCUGUCGGAGUUUCCAGGGUAACCUACUGUACAGCCCUGUUAUCUGUCUUUUAGUUAUUUCUGAUGGAUGACUCAAAGUCUUACGCUUUUGGUUUGUUUCUACAUCUUCAAUUUGCACGAACAAUGAAUCAUUUUAUUUUGUGUCCAUUUUUUUUUUAUUUAUUACUUCUUGUACUUUGGUCAAAACUAAGUGGUGAGCAAACAAAUUUUCAUUGUCAAUAAAAAACUACUGUCAGUGAGUAA